ACAAAAUCUCUUGACUUUUGAGCACGAUCGGAUAGCCCAGUGGUUAAGGGUUUAUCCUCUGUCGUCCCAGGUCAUGGGUUCGACUCUGGCUCACCCCGAGAAUAUCUUCGAACAGAUACUCACUUUGUAAGGCUAUAAGCCAUAUUAGUCAAAAAAAAAUAAAAAAUCUCUUGACUUUUCAUUGAAAAAAACAUAAAACACAGUCCUAUAAAUCCACACUUACUUUUGUUGACACUGUACCAACAUUAAACAGUAUCCAAAAUAUAUCAGGACCCACCUCAAGAAAUUGCUUUUCUACUUGUUUCUUCUCUCUUCAUUCCCAUUUCAUUCCUUGCUUUCUCUCUCUGUCUCACUCAUCUCCCCUUCUUGAGUUCUUUGAAUUGCCAAGUUUUCAGACACAUUCUUUUCUUUGCUUUGCUUUAUAUACAUAAAAUAUAAGAAAGAACAUAUACAUGCAAUUGGAGUUCUUGGUUCUUCGAGACUGUCUUGCUGCAACUGUAAGUUUCUCCAAAAAUUUCCCUUUUUUGUUGCUGAUUGAGUUUGGAUUUCUUAAGCUGGUUAGAGAAGUCGGGUACAAGUCUUAAAUGAGUUCGGUUGCUUCACUCACAAGCAAGACUAGCCAUGUCUUGGCAUCCAGUGACUGUUUAGUCGAUGGAUACUCAAAAAGCAGGGGUUCUCAAGAAGGCAGUUCAGCCAGUGUUCAAGAUAAGUACAAUCAUUUCCCAGUGGACAGUCUUCGUGACAUGAGCUUACCAUCUCAUGGAAAUGGACUCCUCCUGUCAAAUAUAACUGAGAAGAACAGCCAUGGUGCAAGAACUAGUUUUAUUGAUGGGGGCACUCGUAAUGAUGCUGAAUAUAUACAGAAGGGUAAUAACUCAGAGAGUUACAAAGAGAGAGAAAACACUCAUUCCAAUAAAAUUGAAAUGGAUCCCCUAUUUUGGUUACCGCCAGAAACAGAAGACCAUGAAAACGACAUGGAUUGUAGUGUAGCAAAUUAUGACGAUGAUGACGACGAAGGUGAUGAUGGUACAAAAUGGGGAAGACCUAGUUCUUUAAGUGGCUUUGGAGAGAAAAGUUGCGGGAGCUACAGAUAUGAAGAGGAGAAGCAAAAGGCAAUGGAGAAUGUGAAAAAUUGCAAGUUUAAAGCCCUUGUGUAUCGUCUUCUUACAUCAGCUGGAGUUGCUUGCUUGGGUAAAGAUGGAGACAAUUGGGCGGAUAUAGUGACUUCCUUAUCAUGGGAAGCUGCUUCCUUUGUGAAGCCUGAUAUCGGUGAGGGCAAGGCAAUGGAUCCUGAUGGAUAUGUCAAGGUUAAAUGUGUUGCAACUGGUUCUCGAAGCGAAAGUCAGUUAGUUAAAGGCAUGGUAUUUAAAAAGCAUGCUGCACACAAGCACAUGCCAACAAAUUACAAGAAGCCUAGGCUGUUGUUGAUCCAGGGUGCUCUUGAUCGUUCAUUGAGGGGAUUGUCAUCCUUUGAAUCAAUGAAACAGGAGAAGGAUACUCUUAAAUCCAUUAUUGAAGAUAUAGCAAAGUGCAAUCCAAAUGUGAUUUUGGUCGAGAAGACAGUUUCUCGUGAUAUACAAGAAUCUAUUCUUGCAAAAGGAAUGACAGUAGUUAUUGAUAUGAAACUCCACCGCCUGCAGAGAGUUGCUCGCUGUACCGGUUCAUUAAUUUUAUCAUCAGAUACAUUGUCUGGGAAAAAGCUUAGACAAUGUAAUUCCUUUCAUUUCGAGAAGUUAGUAGAGGAACACGCUGUUUCUAGUGAAAGCGGGAAAAAACCCAGCAAAACAUUGAUGUUCCUUGAUGGUUGUCCUACACGUCGGGGUUGCACAAUUUUAUUGAAAGGAACAAAUAGCGAAAAACUGAAGAAGAUUAAACUUGUGGUCCAGCAUGCGGUCCUUAUGGCUUAUCAUUUAAUUCUUGAGACGGCUUUCCUUCUAGAUCAAAAUGCCAUGUUCUCUACCCCCCGUCUCAAUGGACUGGUGAACAUGUCAUCAACUGAUGUACAACCAUGUUUCUUCCCCAGUGAGGCAAAUGCUCCUUGGUCUGAGGAUACUAGUGCUGAAAGUCAUUUAUUAGGUGCAACUGACAUUCACAUUGCUAGUGGAUUCCAUAAAGAAGGGUUGAGCAAUGUAGGAUUAGAAAGUGAUACUUUGUUGCCUUAUGAACCAGAUAACCCUCUGGCUUUUUCCAGGUUUUCAUUUAUCUCACCCUCCCUGAAGAGUUCUUGUGACAGUGUUUCUGUAUUACCUUUUUCUCAGCAAUCUAUUUCGACAUAUUUUGGCAUCCAUGAAGAGGUUCCUUGCUGUCAAGUUCAAUCUUCUAAUGAUAUUUUGACCAAUUUAAAGGCAAAUGUUGAUUCUGAUAGCCUGACAAAGGAUAAUAUUUGUGAAGAGAAGGCUCUUGAAAAUGUUGGAACUUCAAUUCACAGAGAAGCCCAACUGGCUACACAAAAUACCGGGGGUGACUAUAAAGAUCGAGUGCAGUUUAAGGAUGACAGUAACCCAGUGUUGAAUACUGGAAGUAUUUUGGUACUGAUGUCUCGCAGGAAUUCCUCCACCGGAAGUGUCUGUGAGAAGAGUCACUUUUCUCAUAUCAAGUUCUACCGGAAUUUUGAUGUUCCUCUUGGAAUAUAUUUGCAGAAUAAUUUACUCAAUCAGAGGCUGUUAUGUAACUUGUGCAGUGGAUUGCCAGAAGCUCAUAUAUAUUACUAUGCACAUCACAAUAAGCAGCUCACAAUCCAAGUUAGACGUUUUCCUAUGCAAAAGCAUCUUCCGGGUGAAGCUGAUGGGAAGAUUUGGAUGUGGAGUCGCUGUGGUGAUUGUAAGCCUCAAAUUGGAAAAACACAAUCUACCAGAAGGGUCUUAAUGUCAGCUGCUGCCUGUGGUUUGUCUUUCGGAAAGUUUUUGGAGCUCAGCUUAACGAACCACUUGUUGCCUAGCAGAUUUUCCAUCUGUGGGCAUCAGUUGCAUAAUAACUUCCUCUACUUCUUUGGAUUGGGGCCCAUGAUUGCAAUGCUCAGAUAUUCACCAGUUACAAAAUAUUCUGUAUCACUACCUCCUGAGAAGCUAAACUUUUCCUGUCAAAUAAGUGGAGAGCGUCUUGGAAAAUACAUUGAAAGUAUACCAAACUUGUACAAGGAAGGAAUUGAAAUAUUUCUUGAAGCUGAGAUACUCUUGAAGGACAUUAGUAUGUCUUUUAACGGAUCAAAAAUCAAAAUUCAAGGAUCACUGAGAGAAUUCUCUGAUAUCGCGGAGAUGUUGAAGCAGGAACGAUGUCAAUUUAAGGAUGACCUUGAGGGUACUAUAAAGAACUGGGACUUGGACGAUACAGUUUACAAAGUUGUCAGUCUGAACCGUGUAAAGUGGGAUAUUUUGGUUGCAUCAUGCGUGUGGGAUCGACGUCUUCAUUCACUGUGCUCAUCUGAGAUUACCACUGAUGCUAUGAUCUCUGACGAACAGAGGCAUGGACAGAGUAAUGUGGAGGAAGAUGAUUUCAAAGCAAAUGGUUCUAUUGAAGUACCAAUUGAAGGAGAUAUUCAAGGACCUGCAGAGCAAAAUAACUUUUUGACUGCAUCUUCAAGCAAAGAUGAUAUACAGAAGCUUCAUACGGGGAUGCAGAACGUUGAUAGUUUAUACAAGCACAUCUUAGCCAGUUCUGAUAUUUCCAAUGAUUCCUAUCCAGUUAGAGAUGCUAUAGGGGAUGUUACUGAUUCAAAUCUAUCUCAAAGAAAGGGCACCGUUUUGACGGUAUCUAGUGAGUGGAUAUGGUCGCCAUUACCAGAGAUUAGGUAUGAGUACAUGAAGGACCUCCAAAAAGGUUACUCACUGAAUUUUAAGCCUAUUAAUUCCUAUGCCCAAGGAUCAAGGAUUCAUGAUGUGAUAAAUGAUGAAGGCUCAAGGCUUCAUAUUCCACUCGGGGCUGACAAUUAUAUUGUUUCUGAUCACGAGGAUGAAUUAUCAAGUGUAGUAGCUUCUGCUCUUGCCUUGUUGAGGGAUCCACCUGUCUUGGUUGAUCCUAAUGAUGAUUUAACCGGAGACAGAGGAGUGGAUGCUAAAUCAUACGAGAGAUCACGUAGUGUUUCUCGACCCUCUUCUGUACCUCCUAUCAAUUGGCCAUCUUUUGGUUCCCUUAGUUCAGAUGGUCUGUACUCUGGCGGUGCUUCAGAUGACUCAUGCUUGUUGAAUGGGCUAUAUCUAUCAGACUCCUUGAUCUACUUUAAUGAUAUGCACCCGGAGGUAUCUAUGGGAUUGAGCAAGUUACCUGAGAAGGUUAAAUAUUCUGUAGUAUCUCUGCAUGCGAGCAAAUUUCGAGAUCUGCGUCGGCGGUGUUGUUCAUCCGAAGUAGAUUAUAUUGCCUCCUUAAGCCGUUGUCGAAACUGGGAUGCCAAAGGUGGAAAAAGUAAGUCAUUUUUUGCAAAAACUUUAGAUGACCGUUUUAUUGUCAAGGAGAUCCAGAGGAUAGAAUAUGAGUCAUUCCUCAAGUUUGCCGAGGAGUACUUUACGUACAUGAAUGACUGCUUUGAGCAGGGUAACCAGACUUGCCUGGCAAAGAUUUUGGGGAUUCAUCAGGUCACUGUGUGGCAAAAGAGUGGCAAAGUGAGAAAACACGAUCUCAUGGUAAUGGAGAACCUCACCUUCGGGAGAUCAAUCAGCAGACAGUACGAUCUUAAAGGGGCAUUACAUGCAAGAUUGAAUUCAGCCCCCGAUGGCUCUGGAGAGGUCCUUCUGGACCAGAAUUUUGUCGAUGACAUGAAUAGGUCACCUUUCUAUGUUAGCAGACAAGCAAAAAGAAAUCUACAACGAGCUGUGUGGAACGACACUACAUUCCUCAAUUCGAUCAAUGUUAUGGACUAUUCUUUGCUUGUUGGAGUGGACUCUCAGAAAGGGGAACUUGUUUGUGGCAUUAUCGAUUAUUUGAGGCAGUACACGUGGGACAAACAUUUUGAAACUUGGGUAAAAUCAUCACUCGUUGUCCCGAAAAACCUGUUACCAACGGUCAUCUCCCCAAAAGAAUACAAGAAGAGGUUCAGGAAGUUCAUUUCUACCCAUUUUGUGAGUGUUCCGGAUAAUUGGUGCUGACCUGAAAAGUAUAAAUCUUUUUGUAGCAAGUCUUAAGGGAGGAAGGAUAAGAAUCACUCUGAUGCUAACUCUCCAGAGCAGGUGAAACAGGAUGGUAUUGUCAGUUGAGUUUGUUGUAUAUGCAAGUAGUUAAUUUUGGAAGUUACUGUCCAUAGUUCUUUACUAUGUGCUUGCAUAUUUUUGCAAGCGAGCAGUUUUUUUGUAAAUUCCAGCAAGUCAUUUAUAGGAAUCAAAUAGUUUGCGAACUCGUACAUGCUACAGUUUCUUGCAGUUUAUGAAAGGGAAGUUGCAGUAUAGAUGUUCCUUCGGUUUCAAAUUGUAUUCUCCAGUCCCAAAUUACAAGUUUAUUUUAAUCUUUUUAA
Messenger RNA from Daucus carota subsp. sativus, 5440 nucleotides. Its product is annotated as putative 1-phosphatidylinositol-3-phosphate 5-kinase FAB1D. The transcript is spliced from 14 exons. Gene Ontology annotation, molecular function: ATP binding; 1-phosphatidylinositol-3-phosphate 5-kinase activity. The record is from RefSeq and is a predicted model, not a curated record. Lineage: Eukaryota; Viridiplantae; Streptophyta; Magnoliopsida; Apiales; Apiaceae. Gene Ontology annotation, biological process: phosphatidylinositol phosphate biosynthetic process. Bases 585 to 5078 code for a protein of 1497 amino acids. Gene Ontology annotation, cellular component: endosome membrane.